This is a messenger RNA of Terrapene triunguis (Three-toed box turtle), 1038 nucleotides long. It is a transcript of the gene ZBTB10, whose product is annotated as zinc finger and BTB domain containing 10. Gene Ontology annotation, biological process: regulation of transcription by RNA polymerase II. The annotation marks the transcript as partial. The record is from RefSeq and is a predicted model, not a curated record. Gene Ontology annotation, molecular function: DNA-binding transcription factor activity, RNA polymerase II-specific; protein binding; RNA polymerase II cis-regulatory region sequence-specific DNA binding. The transcript is spliced from 2 exons. NCBI's taxonomy places the organism in Eukaryota, Metazoa, Chordata, Testudines, Emydidae.
GAGUCAGAAAUACCGUCGGAAUUGACUAAUGAGGGGUACUGCGACUACAACAGUAGGCCAAAUGAGAACUCUUAUUGCUAUCAGCUGCUGCAAGAACUAAAUGAACAGAGGAAGAAAGGCAUUCUUUGUGAUGUCAAUAUUGUGGUGAGUGGGAGGGUCUUCAGAGCUCAUAAGAACAUCCUGGUUGCCGGCAGCCGUUUCUUUAAGACUCUAUACUGCUUUACAAACAAAGAAAGCCGUAACCAAACCACUGUUACCUAUUUAGAUGUUGUUGCUGUUCAAGGUUUUUCUGUCAUAUUGGACUUCUUAUAUUCCGGUAACCUUGUCCUUACAAGCCAAAAUGCCAUUGAAGUGAUGUCAGUGGCCAGCUAUCUUCAAAUGACUGAGGUUGUCCAGUCCUGUCGCAAUUUCAUUAAAGAUGCCUUAAAUAUAAGCAUUAAAUCAGAAGCUCCAGAGGCUGUAGUAGUGGAUUAUAACAGAAGAUCUGUUAGUCGGGAUGGUCUGCCUUCAUCAAGGGAUCAGAAAGUUGCCAGUUUCUGGGCAACACGGAAUCUUACUAACUUGGCAAGCAGUAUAAAAACUGAAAAUGAUGGUUACUGUAUUGAUGAGGGCCAAAUAGAAAACUAUCAAAUGAAUGACUGUAGUUGGGUCCAGGACAGCUCACCUGAAAUGGCUGAAAAUGAAUCUCAAGGAGAAGGAAAAGUGUUUGUGUGGAAUGACAUGGCCUCACAGGGACAAUCAGUUCAAGAACCAGGAAAAGCAAGAAGGAAAAACCAAACUACAAAGAGAUUUAUUUAUAAUAUACCACCUAAUAAUGAAGAGAAUUUAGAAGAUUGCUCAGUGAUGCAGCCGUCAGUCCCAUAUCCAGAAGAUUUGCAGUUUAUUAAGGAAGAACCAGUAAAAAAAAAAAAGGCUGAAUGUCUGUUUCGUGUGCAGAUGUACACUAUUGCCAAAACUGUAUUAAAACUUACAGUUCACAUUGGUGAAUACCUACUUCCUAUAAUCCUCAAGAGCCAGUUAUCAAAUAAACCAAACAAG